AUGCCUUUUUGCCUCCCAAACGCAUUGAUGAUUUUUCUUUCCUUUCCUGCUUUUCCUUCUCCGUCCCUUUUAUCCUUCUUCAUCGGUACAGAUUUAACCACCAGAUAGCCUUAGUCCUUUCCUUGGGUAUCGUCAUUAUUAUAUCUGUUAUACGCAGCAGCAAAAUCUGGGCUCAUAAAGAUAUACUCCCUACUGGGUUCUUAUCAUAUAGCCCCACAAAUUUAUGCAUAUUGAAGAAAACAGUUUUUCAUUUGUCGUCAUUGAUAAAAGAUUAUAGAGGGGAGCUCAGGAGGAAAAGGUUGUUUGAAAAUUAAAUUGAAGGGUUGCUCAAUAAGUCGGACUACUGGCACAGAGGAAUAGUACUGGGAGAAGAUGGCAAAUUUGUACGUGAAAGCUGUGCCCCCGACGGAUCUGAACAGGAAUACGGAGUGGUUCACGUAUCCAGGGGUGUGGACCACUUAUAUAUUGAUCCUAUUCUUCUCUUGGUUGAUGGUUCUCUCCGUCUUCGGCUGUUCUCCCGGCAUCGCCUGGUCUGUUGUCCACCUUUCCCAUUCCCUCAUUACAUAUCACUGCUUUCAUUGGAAGAAAGGAACACCAUUUUCUGAUGAUCAGGGUAUCUACAACAGGUUGACGUGGUGGGAGCAAAUAGACAGUGGCAAGCAACUGACUCGCAAUAGGAAAUUCCUAACUGUUGUUCCCGUUGUAUUGUACUUAAUAGCUUCGCACACCACAGAUUACCAACAUCCAAUGCUCUUAUUCAACACGGUGGCAGUUUUCGUUCUGGUUGUUGCCAAGUUCCCCCAUAUGCACAAGGUUCGCAUUUUUGGGAUCAAUGCUGAUCAGUGACGAUGAAAGAAUGCCGUGCAAGUUCUUUUUUCAGUCGCAACGUUCUUGAUUUUCGCAUUCAUUUAGCAGUAGUAUAUGUAUAAUGAACUUGUACAGCUCAAGUACGGGCAAUGCUAUCAUACUUGGUGAAAGUUGGGACUUCUUCCUGGGGGAUAUUUGAUAGUAGUGUUUUGAUAUUGAUUUUUUUAACAAGCCAACUUGCUGAAAUUUUUUCAGCUAUGAUAGUCUUUUCUGUAUCCUUUUGUUAGAGGGGAGAUAUAUAAAUUCAAUUCUGAGAGAGAGCUGAAUGGUUAAAGGGUUUUUUUAUUUAUGCAGAGGGCGUCUGAAGUAAUUGGAUGGAGGUUGUUCGCAAAGAUUCACUUCUUCCUCUGCUGUUGAAUUGAAAGAUUAGUUUAGAUUUAUCUUUUCUUCUUCUGUGUCUUCUUUCGCUGAUGAUACUUGGUAGACAUGACAGGUGGUCAGAAGGAGUGGUUGUGCGGUUGUCAACUUGGCUGGCCCUUGUCGUCAGAUUAUAUUAACUCCCGUGUACUGUACGCUCGUCACUUGUGAAUUUUAAGGUGCAUUUUGCUUUGGCAA
Molecule: messenger RNA, 1422 nt
Organism: Coffea eugenioides
Lineage: Eukaryota; Viridiplantae; Streptophyta; Magnoliopsida; Gentianales; Rubiaceae
Product: ORM1-like protein 2
Exons: 3
Coding region: 373-846 (157 amino acids)
Biological process (GO): ceramide metabolic process; intracellular sphingolipid homeostasis; negative regulation of ceramide biosynthetic process
Cellular component (GO): endoplasmic reticulum membrane
Source: RefSeq, a predicted model, not a curated record